UGUAUUUACUCGGGUAAUAUCUUAAAUUGCAUUGACGUUUUCAUAAAAGUUAUGUAACUUUCUCUUCUAUCAUGCCAUAGGUGGCAGGAUAGAUUCUGCCAACUGCUCCUUUCCUGCUAAUUUGCAUGGUAAGGAUCUUCGCAGUAUCCCUAUGGAGAUGUUCAGACACUGUUACCCCCUCUAUCUGGAGACAAGGUACCCAUCUGCAGCCGAGGGCCACCAGGUACCGGCUGGGUCGGCCGGAGACUGCAUGCGCCAGCGCUACCGGCCUGUGAGUGUGCGUCGAGCGACUGCCACGGUGGUGGUAGCUGGGGUGGUGUGUGGCGUGGUGUGUGUGAUGAUGGUAGUAACAGCCACCUACGGCUGCAUCUAUGCAAUGCUGAUGGCUCACGAACAGCAGCAGCUGGUAGAGGGAAACAGCCAACGGCAACAGCCGCUGAUGGUGGCAAAGGAACCAGAGCAGGAUGAAAAGGAGGAUCUGAUGCCGACUAUCGGAAAGGGAGCAGAAGCCACAGAGUGCGUAGCGUGGAUGGCAUUUCCUCCAGAAGUGUGUGUUUAAAGCGGUUUAUCAUUGUGUAUAUAGAUUUAUAAAUAUUUGUUUGGGAGUGAGAGUUGGAGAGCAAAUGACCCAAUGUAGUUCAGGAGCAAUUACAGCUCCUACAAACUGGCUAAAAAAAAACACAAAAAGACAAAUAUAUUCAACUACUCUAUAGCUGUUAAGUAGAUUAAAGGAACAUAGAAAGAAAACGCUGAAUAUGAUUUUAUGUAAACGUUUUUUUUUUUUUAUGAUUUCUCCUAACAAACCACCUGUGUUUGUUUUCUUAUAGUUGCAAUCAAUCAGUUGUUACUUAGCAUAUUAGUAUAUUUUUCUAAAACUGAGAAACAUAUUUUAAAUAUAUCUCGGUUUAAUAUAUAAAUAAUUUAUGUCUUCAUUAGGGAUGCACCAGUAUUAAAAUUCUGGUUGACAGUUAUAGUAAUUAAGUUUAUUAUUAUUUUCAUGUUUUUAAAAUUCUGUAC
Carassius carassius (crucian carp) is the source of this 1017-nucleotide messenger RNA. Its product is annotated as leucine-rich repeat and transmembrane domain-containing protein 2-like. The transcript has a single exon. The record is from RefSeq and is a predicted model, not a curated record. Bases 152 to 559 code for a protein of 135 amino acids. Lineage: Eukaryota; Metazoa; Chordata; Actinopteri; Cypriniformes; Cyprinidae.